UUGGAGAGAUGCUGAAAAUACAAGAAAGCAAACAAGAGAUUGUAGAGGAAUGUGGGAUCAGAGAAAUGGUACUGCUACAUAUGAAUCAGAUGAUGGAGAUUGGAGUCAUCCAUUACCACGUGAUGAACGUAUUGAAAGGCAGUUAUUUUGUCAAGGACAUACUGGCAUUAAUUUUGACAAAUAUGAAGAUAUACCUGUUGAAGCAACUGGUGAAGAAUGUCCUUCUCAUAUCAAUGCAUUUCAUGAACUUCCCCUCACAGAAAUUAUAAGGUUUAACAUAGAGUUGGCUCGUUAUGAAAGACCUACACCUGUACAGAAGCAUGCAAUACCAAUUAUAUUGAAAAAGCGUGAUCUGAUGGCUUGUGCACAAACUGGAUCUGGAAAAACUGCUGCAUUUUUGGUUCCUAUUUUAAAUCAGAUAUAUGAGAAUGGUCCUCCUAAAAAUAUUAAUGUGGAGGGUGAUCAAGUUUCAACAUUUUCAAUUGAAAAUAGACAAGCAGGAGUUAAUAGGCCUCCACGAUAUAAUUCUCGAGUGAAACAAUAUCCUCUUGCCUUGAUUCUUUCACCAACAAGAGAAUUAGCAUCCCAGAUUUAUGAAGAAGCUUGCAAAUUUUCAUAUCGUUCUCGUGUUCGACCUUGUGUUGUUUAUGGUGGUGCUGAUCCAGUUCAGCAGAUGAAAGAUUUAGAUCGUGGAUGUCAUCUCUUAGUAGCCACUCCUGGAAGGCUUGUUGAUAUGAUGGAAAGAGGAAAAGUCAGUUUAGAGUUAGUGAAGUACCUUGUCUUAGAUGAAGCUGACAGAAUGCUUGAUAUGGGUUUUGAACCUCAAAUUCGUCGGAUUGUUCUAGAAGAUAAUAUGCCACUUGUUGGAAAUAGACAAACUCUUAUGUUUUCUGCAACAUUUCCGAAAAAAGUACAAGAACUUGCAAGAAAUUUUCUUGACAAUUACAUAUUUCUUGCGGUUGGCCGUGUUGGCAGCACAUCUGAAAAUAUAACACAAAAAAUUGUUUGGGUAGAAGAACAUGAUAAACGUUCCUUUUUAUUAGAUUUGCUCAAUGCUGCAGGAUUAAAAAGUGGCACACCAAUUUAUACUUUGAACUUUCUAGCAAGAGAUUCACUUACUCUUACCUUUGUGGAAACAAAGAAAGGUGCUGAUGCUCUUGAACACUUCUUACAAAAGGAAGGUUAUCCUGUCACCAGUAUUCAUGGUGAUAGAUCACAGAGAGAGAGAGAAGAAGCCCUGUGGUCAUUUCGUUCGGGUCGUACACCCAUUUUAGUUGCAACAGCUGUUGCAGCAAGAGGAUUAGAUAUUCCAAAUGUAAAGCAUGUGAUCAAUUUUGAUUUGCCCAGUGAUAUUGAAGAAUAUGUGCAUCGAAUUGGACGUACUGGAAGAGUAGGCAAUUUGGGUUUGGCAACUUCUUUCUUUAAUGAAAAAAAUCGUAAUAUGGCAUUGGAUUUGGUUGAACUUAUAACUGAAACUAAACAAGAACUUCCAGAAUGGUUAGCAUCUGUGGCAAAAGAAUUGCAGACUGAACACCGUGCUAAUAAUCAGAGGCGAUGUGGAAGAAGAUAUGGAGCAGGAGGCUUUGGAUCUCGUGACUAUCGACAAUUUGGACGAGAACGUACAAAUUUGAAUAGAAAUUUGGGACCAAACAAUUAUACUUCUGGAUUUAAUUAUGGAAACAACCACUUUCUGGGUACCUACAGAGGUAACUAUGGAGGUAACUAUAGUCCAGUGACAGACUGGUGGGGAGGUAACUAAAUUUAAAUUAAAGCCACUGGUAGUAGUGUUUGCUGCAUCAUCUUUUACAAAUUCUAUAGUGGCAUAAACAAAACAACAAAAAGCACUAAAUUUUUUCUAUAUACUGCACAAAACACUGAAUCUAUUCAAGCAUUCUUACCAAUAUUUUGCAUCUCCAAUUGUUCAUUAAAUAUAAUUGCAUUUGAAAUAUGGAUGUAAGAGAUGCAUUAUUCAUUUGUAUCUAAUAUUUCUCAAUAGAAUACAAAUUCAAUAUAUAAUUGUGAAAGAAAGUUUUUCUUUCUUAAAAAUGGAACACUAUUUUUUAUGGAAACUGUUGCCAGUGGCCAGUUAUUUAUAAGUUUGGUAACUGUUUAAUGAAAUAUAUCAUAUUUAUGUUUUUUUGUCCCCAUUGCUGCACUUGGUGCUUAUUGUAAUGAUAUACAAAUGGCAUUUAAUAUCUUCAAAGAUCAAUUUAAUAAUGUAACAACACCCAGUUGAAUUUUAACAGUUUGCCAUUUUAAGAACUAAGAGGAAGGAAAAAAUAAGGGUAGUAAUUUCUAAAAGUUUUAGAUUUAGAAAACAUACACAUAAAAAUGAGUUUUGUCUGAUAAAUUGUUUCUGGAUGGGUUUGAUGUUAUAUACAUAGAAACCCUUAGUAAAGAGACCAAAUAAUUGAAUACUACUGGCAGUAGCAUUUUAUCUCAGCAUUAUCCCAGCACUGAAUCUCAUAAAUAAAUUUAUUUAAUAAGCCAGUAAAUUAUUAAAUAAUUGAAAAUAAUUUUAUUCAUAUGCUUUGUUUUACUUAACCCAAAGGGUUUCUUUUCCUUAGUGUGUAUAUGUGAUAGUUGACAGAUUCAAAAUUGUAACAGUAUUUUGGGCAUUGAGCCUUGUUUAAUGCGGGUAUAUACAUAUACAUAUAUAUAUUUAUAUAUAUAUAUUAACAGGUUUUUUUAUUUACUAAAGUGUUGAUUUUUCUUCCCUAAAUGUUGUUUCAUAACUAUUACUAAUGAUAUGUUCUUGAUACAUCAGAUGUCAAUUGUAUAUUGUCUUAAUUUUGGUUCUAUUAUGUUUGUUUAUAACAAAGAGCAUAUCAAUUUUAUUUAUAUGUCAAAUGAUCUGUCAUUGGGCACAUUUUCUACAUAAACUAGUUUUUCUCAUAGUUAUGCUCAUCAAAGUAUUACAGAGCGAUAUGAUGAUAAUAUUUGAAUUGUUAAUUUCAUUAAUGUAAAUUCACUAGUCCUAUAUAGUUCACCCAAUUUACUCUCACCUGAGAGAAAUUUUGCACUGCCACAAUUUCUUUUCACCGUGUGUAUGUGUGUAUGUAUGUGUGUAUGAUUUGUUUUGCUUUUGAAAGCAAAACUAGAAAAUAAUUGUAACUGAACCAACAGCCUUUGUUUAUACAUGAGCAUGCAGCAAGGGGACCCAAAUAUUAUAUUAUCAUCUAUAUGCAAAUGUAAUCAUGUAGGCUUCAUGUAGUUUGCUUGGUAGUUUUGUGGGUUUAAAAAAUGUUAUUGUAGUUUUUUGCCGUCCCAAAGGGCAAGACAAUGGAAUCUAAAGGUAGUGAAUUUGUUGAUUUAUACUAUGCCAGAGUGAUGUUAAGUAAUAUAUUUAUAUUAUGGGCAUUAUAUCAUCAUUAUUAUUGCAAGAAAUAAAUGCUUGUAAGUUUCAAUUUUUAAUGAAAGUAACUGAUGUUAACUAAUGUUAUUAGAAUUUAGAAUUAGAAUUUUGACAUCACUUUGGCAUUUAUUAUUUGAUUUGUGAGAGAAAUACUUAAUCACUCCAUUUAAGUCCAAACAGAUAUUUCAUGUUUAUUUAUUUCUAUUAUAUAAAAAUUCAAAAUUUAUUUACAAUAAAAUAUACAACAAAAUAUUCUUUAUCUUACAAAACUUAUAGCAACAAAUACAAUAAAAAUUAGUUUCCAUCUUAUGACUAUAUGAGUACGAAGAUUUCAUUACUUAAAAGAUGGAAAAUUUCGUAUUUCUGUCACAGUGAUUGAAUAAUAGAGCAGCAGAAGCAGACAGAUCUUUGUGGAGUUAAAACAAAA
Molecule: messenger RNA, 3782 nt
Organism: Centruroides sculpturatus (bark scorpion)
Lineage: Eukaryota; Metazoa; Arthropoda; Arachnida; Scorpiones; Buthidae
Product: ATP-dependent RNA helicase DDX3Y-like
Exons: 12
Coding region: 50-1759 (569 amino acids)
Biological process (GO): cell differentiation; gamete generation
Cellular component (GO): nucleus; P granule
Molecular function (GO): RNA binding; RNA helicase activity; ATP binding
Source: RefSeq, a predicted model, not a curated record